CAUAUCAAGAAUAAAAUUAAAGCACUUAAAAAAGGGAAUUAUAACCUGCACAAAUAUAAAAAUAAUCUAAUAAAAAGAAUAAUUAAUCAUCUCAAAAUAAAAAUGAAAUCGAAAGAGAAUAACAAAAAAAGUAAAAAGAAGAAGAAGAACUAUUAAAUUAAUAAAUAUCAGAUUAAAUAAGUGAAGAUGUUUACGAAAAAUUUAAAAUAUUAGAUGAAUGCGCUAAAGAAAAAAACGAAGAAAAAACAUUAAACAUUCGAAUGCAUUAAUUAGCUUUAGCAAAAAUUUUAGUAUUUACACAUGAAAAAAGCUAAUUCUUAUUAGUAGAAGCACAUACAAAACUAGGAAUAGCUUAUUUAGAUUUUAAAUGCUAUGAAUAAGCAAUAGAUCAUUUAACAACUGCAUUGAAAAAAAACGGAACUUUGUUUUCAGAAAUAAAAGAAUCUAAACUAUAUCAUUCAACUAUAUUAACUUAUCUUGGAAAAUGCUAUCUAUAUAUUCAAAGUUAUGAUGAUUCUUUAGAAUUGCUUAUAAAAGCGAAUGAAAUUUAAGUUUAAAUAAAUGGAGAAAAUGAUGUCUCAUGUAUUUAAACAUUAACUUAUAUAAGUAAUUGUUAUAGCAAAUUGAAAGAUUAUGAUAGAGCUCUUGAAUACUUAAAGAGAAUUUUAAAUAUUUCAGAAAGUAAAUAUGGAUAUAAAAGUGAAUAAAGUGCAGUUGCUUAUAUUGAUAUUGCUAAAAUUUAUGAACUUUAAAAUAGUAUUAUUGAAGCUAUUGAAUUUUAAUAGAAGGCUAUUGAAAUUCUAGAAGAAAUUGAUUAUAUUAAUGUUAAAAUAGAAUUUUUAGCAGAAUAAUACUAAGUUUUAAGUAAAUAUUAAGAAAAAGCAAAUAAAAUAGAUUAAUAAUUAUACUCACUUUAAAAAAUAAUUGAGUUAUAUUAAGAAAUUUACGGAUCUAAUGAUAAAAAAAUCAUGAAAAUAAAAAAAUAAAUAUCAUCUAUACAUUUAAAAAAUUAAAAUCAUGAAGAAGCUUUGGAUAUAUUAGAAGAAAUAGAAGAAAUCGAAAGUAAAACACAUGGAGAAAAUUCAAUUUAAGUAGCCAAAAUAUUAAGGCUAAUAGGAACAAUAAAAAUAUUAACAAAAAACUAUUUUGAUGCAUAAAAAUGUUUAUGUAAAUCAAUGAAAAUAUUCGAUGAAAAUGGAAUGAAGAAAUUUGUAAUAGAAAUCAAAGAGAAGCUUAAACUUGCGAAAGAUAUGAAAGAUAAAAAAGGAGUACUUAAAUAAAAUACUGAGGACUAUUGA
Messenger RNA from Ichthyophthirius multifiliis, 1298 nucleotides. RefSeq lists its product as hypothetical. The transcript is spliced from 7 exons. Gene Ontology annotation, molecular function: protein binding. The record is from RefSeq and is a predicted model, not a curated record. NCBI's taxonomy places the organism in Eukaryota, Ciliophora, Oligohymenophorea, Hymenostomatida.